Sorex araneus (European shrew) is the source of this 3091-nucleotide messenger RNA. RefSeq names its product solute carrier family 26 member 11 (gene SLC26A11). The transcript is spliced from 15 exons. Bases 576 to 2420 code for a protein of 614 amino acids. The record is from RefSeq and is a predicted model, not a curated record. Lineage: Eukaryota; Metazoa; Chordata; Mammalia; Eulipotyphla; Soricidae. Gene Ontology annotation, biological process: transmembrane transport. Gene Ontology annotation, molecular function: sulfate transmembrane transporter activity. Gene Ontology annotation, cellular component: membrane.
GGCAGCGGGGCGCGGGAGCGUGUGUCCCCCCAAAGGGCCUCGGGACGCUGGGGCGGGGGCGGGGGUCGCCUGGGCGCGGAAUGCGGGACCUGCGGCGACUCCGGGUCCAGCUGCGGAUGCGGGACACCGGCGCGCCGGGCCCCUGGGAAGCCCGAGUGCCCCCGCCCCGCUGCCCCCGCCACCUGCCAGCGCGGGCGCGUGCGCCUCCCUCGGGGGGCGGGGGGCCGGGGCCCGGGAACGCGCUUCCUGCAGGGCGACCUCUUUGGGGGGCGCAAGUCCCAUCGUGCUCAGGGGCUGGCGGGGACGGGCCGGGCCAGCUGUGUGCAAAGCAGGCGCUGCCCUCUAGUCUCGCAGCGUGGACAUCAAUUCUUAGUGGACCUGUGGGGGCGGCCAGGGCCAGCUGGGGUUGGGCGGGUGGCCGCUGGGUGGAGGACGUCCACCAGCCCACCUGCAGGAUUCCGGGGUCUCCAGGCCAGCGUGGCAGGGAGGGGCCUGGGAGACCUGACCGCUGGCUGGACCCCUGCGCCCCACUCCUGCGCCGCUGCCUCUGACUGGCCGUGUCCCCCUCCCCAGGCAUGCCCCCCUCCUGGACGCCGCUGGGCCCCGCCCCCCCGCAGGGCCGCUGCGUCCCCGCGCUGCGCCGGAGGCUGCCGGUCCUGGCCUGGCUCCCGCACUACUCCCUGCGCUGGCUGAAGCUGGACCUCAUCGCGGGGCUCUCGGUGGGGCUCACGGUCAUCCCGCAGGGCCUGGCCUACGCCGAGGUGGCCGGACUGCCGCCGCAGUACGGCCUCUACUCUGCCUUCAUGGGGUGCUUCGUGUACUUCUUCCUGGGCACCGCCCGGGAUGUGACGCUGGGCCCCACGGCCCUCAUGUCGCUGCUGGUGUCCACCUACACCCCGCGCCAGCCCGCCUUCGCCGUGCUCCUGGCCUUCCUGUCCGGCUGUGUCCAGCUGGCCAUGGGCUGCCUGCGUCUGGGCUUCCUCCUGGACUUCGUGUCGUGCCCUGUCAUCAAAGGCUUCACCUCCGCGGCCGCCGUCACCAUUGGCUUCGGGCAGGUCAAGAACCUCCUGGGCCUGCAAAACGUGCCCCGCCAGUUCUUCCCGCAAGUCUAUCACACCCUCCGCAGCCUGGGCCAGGCCAGGGCGGGGGACGCAACCCUGGGCCUGGUGUGCGGGGCGCUGCUGCUGCUCCUGAAGCUGAUGCGUGGACAUCUGGCCCCCGUGGGCCCCCACUCGUCCUGCGGUCAGCGCCUCAGCCACGGGCUGGUGUGGACAGCCGGCACAGCCCGCAAUGCCCUCGUGGUCUCGGGAGCCGCCCUGGUCGCGUUCGCCUUCGAGGUGACGGGACAGCAGCCUUUCGUGCUCUCCGGGGAGACGGCCCGGGGGCUCCCUCCGCUCCGGCCGCCGCCCUUCUCCGUGUCCACUGCGAACGGGACGGUUUCCUUCACCGAAAUGGUGCAGGACAUGGGGGCCGGGCUGGCCGUGGUGCCUCUCAUGGGCCUCCUGGAAAGCAUCGCUGUGGCCAAGGCCUUUGCCUCGCAGGGGGAAUACCGCAUCUACGCAGACCAGGAGCUGCUGGCCAUCGGCCUCACCAACGUGCUGGGCUCCCUGGUGUCCGCCUACCCGGUGACAGGAAGCUUCGGACGGACAGCUGUGAACGCCCAGUCUGGGGUGUGCACCCCUGCAGGGGGCCUGGUCACAGGCGCGCUGGUGCUGCUGUCCCUGAACUACCUGACCUCGCUCUUCCGCUACAUCCCCAAGUCCGCCCUGGCUGCGGUCAUCAUCGUGGCCGUGGCCCCCUUAUUCGACACCAAGAUCCCGGGUCGCCUGUGGCGAGUGAAGCGGCUGGACCUGCUGCCCUUCGGGGCCACCUUCCUGCUGUGCUUCUGGGAGGUGCAGUAUGGCAUCCUGGCCGGCGUCCUGGUGUCCCUCCUCGUCCUCCUGCACUCGGUGGCUAGACCCGCGCUGCAGGUGUCCGAGGGGCCACUGCUGGUGGUCCGGCCAGCCAGCGGCCUGCACUUCCCGGCCGUCGAAGCCCUCCGCGAGGCCGUGCUCAGCUGCGCGCUGCGAGGCCCCGGUCCUCCGCGUGCUCCUGGCUGCAGACCUGCAGGGCCUGCGGUACUUCUCCAGCCUGGAGGAGGCAGAGAGAUGCCUGAGCCACGACCCGGGGCCCGGGGCCUACCCCCAGGACGAGGACAGCCCACCCGGGCCCCGGGCCUGACCACGGGGCGCCCGCCCGUGCCACGGCAUCUCCCGACACUGAUGCUGGGCGCUGCCUCCCACAGGGCGGGUGCCUGGCGCAGUCUCCAGGGGUGCCGAGGAGGGGACAGCCAGAGCCCGCGUGGAGCCCGCCUGCCGCUGUGCGCACGGGAGGGGCAGGGCCUCCCCCAGGUGCGGCAGGAAACGCCGAGGACCGUCUAGCCGUGCUGCAGCCUCGCGGGCUGCGGCGUGUGUCUGCAGCCAUCCUGCCCCGUGGCCGCGUUUCCGCCCUUGCAGGCCGGGUGCUGCCUUUCUGCCCCGGCCGCUCCAGGAAUCUCCGCGGACACCACCGGGUGUGGCCCCCCAGCCAGGAAAAAAGUCAGGGAAAGGGCGAGGGGCCCGGAGACGUGGGGGAGAGCCCGGGGCCUGGAAGGACCCCACACACACACACCUUCAUCCUACCUCCUGGCUGAAGCGCCGACAGCCGCCUGGGGUUCCGGCAUGGCUGUCCCAGCCGCAGCGCCCUACCUCACCGGUGUUGGACAUUAGCUCUGGAGUGUUCCAGGCUUCCUCUGUGGACGGCCCCUUUUCCCCUGCCCGGAGAAGCUCGUUGUGUUCUUAAUAGCACCCGAACUCAGCGUCUACCUCUGUCUCCGUCCCCCAAGUCAGUCUUGAUUCCUUAUAAGCCAAAACUUCCUGGUAAUUCUGAAUUUUGUAUUUGUACAAUUUUGUAUUUGAAGUGCUGCGUAUUUGUACCUGCUUUUCUGUUUCCCCUAUAGCCCUUUUAUAUUUUACUACAUGAAAUAUGCUUUCUGGUUAAACACAGAAAGACCAUGAAUGCUACGCUCCUAAUAUUUGGGAGUUGACUGACUCUGAAAUAUACCUCUUCCUGG